Messenger RNA from Closterium sp. NIES-67, 1185 nucleotides. NCBI's taxonomy places the organism in Eukaryota, Viridiplantae, Streptophyta, Zygnematophyceae, Desmidiales, Closteriaceae. The record is from the annotation of a GenBank genome assembly.
GGUACCUAGGCAUUUAUGGCGGCUGGGCCUUUUCACCUCCGUCCUGCUCGCCGGACUUCUCUCCCAUUGGGCCUUUUCACAUCUCGCAGAGUCUAGCCACAAUACCGCAGGUGUUUCAAAAGUUUCGCCACAUUACCCCAGCUCUUCGUGACCAACGACUCGGACUCAAGCGGCGUUUUGCUUCUCCCAGUAAAGGGUCUUACUACAAACACAUCAGUGCGGGAACCGGUUCACCCUCCCGUCAACGGGGCCAAGAACAAAUGCAAUACUUCUCUGACUCAGAGCUUAAAGCCUCAGAGAAGAGAAAGAGAGAGAGAGAGAGAGAGAGAGAGAGAGAGAGAGAGAGAGAGAGAGAGAGAGAGAGAGAGAGAGAGAGAGAGAGAGAGAGAGAGAGAGAGAGAAAGAGAGAGAGAGAGAGAGAGAGAGAGAGAGAGAGAGAGAGAGAGAGAGAGAGAGAGAGAGAGAGAGAGAGAGAGAGAGAUUUCCCGGUCUCAGCCGCACUGCCAACGCCAACUCAGCCCUUGUGGUAGAACCGAACGAGAAAGAAGAGAGUAAUCUGAACAGUGGUGCUGGCAGCGGUGGUUCUUGCAGCGGUGGUGCUGGCAGCGGUCGUGCUGGCAGCGGUCAUGCUGGCAGCGGUGAUGUUGGCAGCGGUCGUGCUGGCAGCGGUCGUGCUGGCAGCAGUGGUGCUGGCAGCGGUGGGAGGCACAGGCAAAGGCAGGAAAACAUCAAGCCGAGGUCGAUGAGGGAACGACGCAGGAGAGAGAGAAUCAGGGAGUCGCUGUGCCGGCUGAGGAUGGCAGUGCCUCUUGACAUCCUGGGUGUCAGACUGCCCUUGCUCUGUCCCUCUGUCUGCUGUUUCCAUCCAUCAUCUUCUGUUGCAUGAGUCGCUUAAAAGGCUGAGGAUGGCAGUGCCUCUUGACAUCCUGGGGCCACGUCAAGACAUGGGGUCCAUGACCGAAGGUGCGGUGGACUACAUUCAAGUCAUGCAGGCUCACCUGUCGGAGUUGCAGCAGCGAGUAUUAGAGGGCGAGCGAAGAGCAAGGCUGAACCUGCCCAACAUGUGAGGCCAAGUGUUGGCCAUGUUGUAGGGUACCGGUAGACCUUGUAGUGCUAGCUACACGGUAUCGCACCUGGGCAACAUUGUGCGUUGCCGCAUGUAAAUAGUAAAUAGUGCAUUUGCAG